This is a messenger RNA of Xyrauchen texanus (razorback sucker), 4731 nucleotides long. It is a transcript of the gene fam13a, whose product is annotated as family with sequence similarity 13 member A. The transcript has 27 exons. Bases 196 to 3483 code for a protein of 1095 amino acids. Lineage: Eukaryota; Metazoa; Chordata; Actinopteri; Cypriniformes; Catostomidae. Gene Ontology annotation, biological process: signal transduction. The record is from RefSeq and is a predicted model, not a curated record.
CUGACUCCUCUUUUUUGCCUAUUUAGUUUUUGGAUAUAUCGCCGUCCAUUCAAAAGGAUCAAAAAUGAACUAACAUAACAUUCUCAGCCAUGGAUUUUGUUAUGAGAUUUUAAGAAGACUUGUAUAAGAAAGGAAAAGGAAUUCGGGGAAUUCAUCACUCUUUGAUUUCAGGCUCUUCCUGGAGCAAAAGGGAGAAUGGGGGCUGGAGCAAUAACCAUCUGUCAUAACAAGGGAACCGUUCAGGUCAAGGAGGACAUGAAAAAGAUGGUGCAAUUUCCCAUGCUCAAACCCUUUCCAGCCACAACCACAGUGGGAAAGAAGAUCUUUGGAGUGUCCCUGCUGGAGUUAAAGGACCUGGGGCUUGUCAAGGAUGGGGUUCCCGUGGUGGUCCGGAGCAUGGUGGAGUUCCUCGAGAAGCAUGGUCUUCAUCAGGAGGGUCUGUUCAGAGUAAACGGCAGUGUUCGGACAGUAGAUAACCUUCGGCGGAGGUUUGAUGGAGGAGAGGAGGUGGACCUGUGUGAGGAAGCAGAUGCCUUUGCUGUUGCCAGUUUAAUGAAGCAGUUCCUGAGGGAUCUACCUGAAGGCCUCAUCCAUCCCUCCAUUCACAAUUCUCUCAUUCAGCUGUACCAAGAAUCCAGUGAGGAUGACUUCUGUAAGGGUCUGCAUGAGCUCCUGCAACAGUUGCCAAAGAUUAAUUACUGUCUCCUGCAUUACCUAUGUCACUUCCUGUCCCACGUGGAGCAGGAACACGCUCAUAACCGCAUGACAGCAACCAACCUGGCCACAGUGUUUGGACCCAACGUAUUCCAUGUGUCAUCUGGCUUUGAUGGUAUACAGGAGCAGAAUAUCUGCAAUAACAUUAUGGCCAAACUGAUCCAGAACUACAGCGCCCUCUUUGAGUCUGUGGCUGAAAGAAGACAAAGUAAAGAGGAACCUUCAAACAUCAUCAUGGUCAAAGAGGCCAACACAAACACAGAAAACACAGCGAUGUCACCAUACCCCCCUGUUCCAAAUGCACACACUCCAGAUCUCAAGAAGAUAAAGGUAGGGGUCACUCAAUGCACUCCAGUUGAAAAUACAGACUCUCCGAGAGAAAGAGAGUCAAGUCCAGAUAAACCUAAAACCAAGGCAAGAAAAAAGAAGGUCACUCAUUGUACUCCAGUUAAAGAUACAGAACCUUUAAGAGAAAGCGAUUCAAGUCCAGAUAACCCUUCAACCACGCCAAGAAAAAAGAAGGUGAAGAAGGUAAAGAAUGAGGUGGCGUCAAGAUCUGUUCCUCAACCAACUCCGUCUGGGGUUCCUCAAUCCAGGCCGUUUCUUUCAGACAGAAGCUCCGGUUCCAGAGCCCCAUUUUCUCUAUCUCCUCCAGACAGAAGCUUCAGCCCCAGUUCUGACUGCAUGAACCUGACACCUCAUCUCUUAACCACCAUGUCUACAAACACCUUCAACAGCUCCCUAGAAGAUGAAAGACCAAUAUCUCCUUUCUAUAUUAGCUCACAGAUCUCUUCUGGACACUGCAGACCUGACUUAACACAUAUUCUAGAGAAGACCAUCCGCUCAGCAGUUGAGCAGCACCUCUUCAACAGACACAUGCACACAGGCCAGAGUUCAGAGGGCUUGGACCCGACAGCCCAUUCUUUAUCUCCUGUGACAACGGCACGAGAGAGGAGGAGACAUCAGCGAGAACAGGAGGAGAAAGAAAACUACAGGGUCAAGGGUGAUAAAGGGAACAUCCAGUCUCCGGUUGUGAGGGUCACAGAGGAGGGUGAGAGCUGUCUACUGCUGGCACUAGAGAGUCAGAGGAACAGGAAGCCCAAACACAACCUCACACUGACUGAGCUCUCUGACAACCAGGACGCCUCCACUCCAAUGGAAUGCCAAGGGUCAUCUGAGGAAUAUGGUAGAAGUGCAAGAGGAAACGCAGUGCCCUCCAGUAACAGGGAGAACCAUGGAAAGGAAACUGAAUUUAGUUCCCUCCAGACGACUACCAUGAAGAUCCAAGAGGUUCUCAGUGGGGCAGAGACGUGCGACGAUGUCCCACGUUUGGACUUGUCUACUCUGACUGAGGACAAUAACUGGGCAGAUUCUUGUGUCUUUAGCGCCCCUUUCCUUGACUUUAAAAGCCUUUUCCAUCAGAGUUACAAUGAGGAACCAGUGCCAGCCUACUCUUCAUGGCAAAGGGAGAGUAUGGACCAUGAAGAAGCUCGGCUAUCACCCCACGCUGGUGGCAAGCCAAUUCGUCAACUCCUAGAGGAAGACAGCGACCCAAUGGUCUCUCCACGCUUCUACGCCUACGGAGACAGCCAGCAGUACCUGGACGACACUGAGGUUCCACCGUCGCCACCCAAUGCCCACUCCUUUGUCAGUAGGCGAAGGAGUUCGUCGCUAGGUUCCUGUGAUGACGACCGUGAGGAGCUUACCUCAGCCCAGCUUUCAAAACGCAUCCAUGUCCUCAAGAAGAAGAUCCGCAGGUUUGAGGAGAAGUUUGAGGAGGAACGCAAAUACAGGCCGUCACAUGGCGACAAAGCCGCCAACCCAGAGGUUCUGAGGUGGAUGAAUGAACUCACCAAGAUGCGCAAAGACUUUAAAGAUCACAAGUUGUUAAAAUCAGAGGAGGAUUUGACGCCCAUCCCCCGCCAGCGCAGUAACACGCUUCCCAAGAGCUUUGGGUCUCAGCUGGAAAAGAAACCAUCCGAGACAAAAGCCCCUAAACCCCCUGUGGAAAGCACGAUGGAAGCAGUUAUGAACAAACUACAGGAGAAACGCAAUGAGAUGGGGCGACCUGAGGACAUUAAGGAUAUGACCCGUGAGCAGAUCGGAGCAGAGAAGGUAGCCCUUCAGAAAGGUCUUCUGUAUUACGAGAGCAUCCACGGGAGACCAGUCACCAAGAAUGAGAGGCAGGUUAUGAAGCAUCUCUAUGACAGAUACCGGCUCGUCAAACAGAUCCUCUGCAGAGCGUCUGCCAUUCCAGUCAUUGGUUCGCCUUCCAGCAAGCGCAGAGGCCCCCUGCUGCAGCCCAUAAUCGAGGGUGUACCAGCCCUGUUCUUCAGCGACACCAAGGAGGAAGAGGAUGGCUCAGACGAAGACAAUGACACAAUGACACAGUUCACAGUCACGGUUAAGCCUGAGCUGAGUAUGCUGGGAUUUCUCGACCAGCUGGAAGAGGACGCAGAUGGUUUCAUCUCGCCCGUCGAUGAGCUAUCGCCAUCCAAGAACACAACGGACAUGAGGCUGUCCAAUUUACAUGCUGCUACAAUGCAGGAACUUGUGGAGCAACUCCAGGAAGCUCGUGAAGAAAAGAAAAGGAUCCGCAAAAACCUCCGUGAAUUUGAGGAUGAGUUCUUCAAGCAGAACGGCAGAAACAUCCAAAAAGAAGAUCGCACACCGUUGGCUGGGGAAUACAAUGAAUACAAGCACAUUAAAGCCAAACUCAGGCUGCUGGAAGUGCUCAUCAGUAAAAGAGACUCUUCUAAAUUCAUCUAGUGUACAGCUCAUUCAGGUGACCUGAUGAAGGACUUACUCUACUAGCCAGUCCAGAUACUGCUAUCAAAGCAAUACAGCUUGUACAAAGACAUUUAAUUUAUCCACAUUGUUCAUGGCCAUAUUUUCCCAUUAAAGGCAUGUUAGCUGUGAAGGAUGCCAAGACAUGCCUGAUUCACCAAUAAAGCAUUGAAAGUGCUGUUUGUUCCACAGUACACAGAUAAAAUACUUGUUAUAUUUACUUAUAUAUCCAAAAUGACUUAUGGUUUCUUCUUUGACUGAAGAUUUCUAGAUACCAUGGAUUUCGAAAUGCAACCAGAUUAUAAAAGUAAUAAGAUUACGACAAAUCUCUAAUCACAAUUCCCUUUUAAACCCAGAAGAGUGUUUCCGUUAUAUUUAAUGUUGUAUAAUACGACAGUUCAUAUGGAUCUUUAGAUCUUAAUAUUGCUAUAAUAUAUAUAUAUAUAUAUAUAUAUAUAUAUAUAUAUAUACAACUGUGUUUUUCGUAAUCAGACAUUAAUAAGCUUUGAAGAACAUUGAGAAUUUACGUCUUAAAUUGUAAAUACUUUGAGAGUUUAUCAUUAUAGGAACUUUUUGUACUCGAUGAAUUGAAGAAGGUAACAGAUUUUCGGAAGGAAGGCUCUCUGUAUAUGUUUUCGUUAUUGACUGGUGCCAUAUUUCAUGCAAAUGGUUUAUUUUUCAAUAUUCAUGUUUCUGAGAAAUUGCAUUGUUUGUACUCGUUCAUAGUUAAACUAUUUCUUUUGUUCUAACACUGAAGCUGUAACCUUAAGACCAUUGAAUAAGCUAGAAUUAACAUACUAAAGAUCCGGUCAUUUUCAUUAUGAAAACAAAAAGACAACCAAUAAAAAAAAAUCCUUUGUCAUGCUAUAAUGGUGUGGAAAUGCACAACCAAGGUACUAUAAACCUGCUGUCAUUAUUUUUGUAGUGUGUAUUUUUUCAUCUCCAGUGUCUAAAUGGGCAUCACAUUAUAGUCACUAUUUAACAGUGAUAUGGGUCGACAAAAUCCCCUUGAAAAUGUUACCAAGAAUCAGAAAGCAAACCUGUAUGGCCAAAUGGGCUGUUUGCUUCUGGUGAACUCAGAUCCAAACGAAAUGAGCAUGUCACCCCUUUUCUUAUUCUCCAGAUUGGAAACUUGUAGUGUGACACUUGUUUGAUGGAUAAAAAUGAAUACUGUCUGUACAUUUUAGUACAUGAUUGUAUUUGUAUUUUGUAUAUAUGAUAUAAAACCAA